CAACGCUCAAAUGCUGAUGAAGUUAUGAAACUGGUGGAAAUAGGAGUGUCAGCCGCUAAGAACUUUACCCUCUGGUAGCCUAGUUUGCGCUUGCUCGUUCGCGCACAUCAGCAAAGCUUAAGCUCCCUAGCUCUUCUUUAGGCCGCAUAUCCUUACAGCUGUUAUACAAACGCAAUCUGCAUGCCGCCCUUUAAUCCGUUCCGAUCGCGCCUGAACACGCACAGCAUGCAUUAGUCGCUUUCCUUGACACUUAGAGCGGGAGCCCCCUGGCAGCGGCACAAUUUUUGCUUACGUUUUUUGCUUCGCGCUUGUGUACUAGUCCAGAUGCAGCUUGGAGUUCGGCUUCCGGCCGCUUGGUCAGCCAGGCGCAUGGGCAUGCUGCCGCUUAACAUCGGUCCUCGCUGCCCCGCACAUCCUCGCUGCGCCCCAGUCCACCCACGCCUAACCCCCUGCAAAGCAUCAGGCGGCGGGAAGGACCCAAAGGCGGGAGGGGGUGCUGCUGCGCAGCUGCGGCGGCUAGCACAGCAGGCGGAGCAGCACCUGCACCGCCUGGUGGAUUGCAUGACACCCAAACAGCAGGGCGACCUUGCCGACGUGGGUCUUGUCCUGCUGUCCACCCUGGUGCUCACCUGGCUGGCGGCGGCGCUGUACUCGCUGUACGCCUUUGCGUUCUUCAGCUCGGGUCAGCAGACCAUGGGGGCGUUCUUUGGCGCCGGG
Messenger RNA from Astrephomene gubernaculifera, 717 nucleotides. The record is from the annotation of a GenBank genome assembly. Lineage: Eukaryota; Viridiplantae; Chlorophyta; Chlorophyceae; Chlamydomonadales; Astrephomenaceae.